Molecule: messenger RNA, 735 nt
Organism: Arabis nemorensis
Lineage: Eukaryota; Viridiplantae; Streptophyta; Magnoliopsida; Brassicales; Brassicaceae
Source: the annotation of a GenBank genome assembly
AUGGACGAGUACAAUAGCAACCUCCGAGGGAUGGAAUUGAAAUCUUUUGCGGAUCGUGUGGCUGCUGCGAAUGUCCUCCAUGAGUACAAUACCUUAAGCCGGUGCACUAGGGUUUCGGUUGAGGGAUACGACACAUCCCUUCAUCCUGAUGCUAUCAGAGCGGCAUUGAUGGAUCAUUUCCGUUCAUGUGGACAAAUCUGCGAUGUCGAUAUUCCCACAGACCUUAAAACCCAUGCCGUCAUCGACAGAGUUGGUUUCAUAUAUUUUCGGGAAGAAGGCGCGCAAGAGAAGGCGGUGGCGCUUAGUGGAAGUGACGUGGGAGGAUGGAAUGUAAUUGUUAAGGCUUUACCAAAAAAAGUGUGCGAUCCCUCUGGGUUUUUGGUUACGGGAUAUGACACUUCGCUUGAUGAGGAUUAUGUUAAGAGUGCAUUGUUUGAACAUUUCCGUUCAUGUGGAGAGAUCGUAUAUGUGAGUAUCGAGCGAGAAUAUCGUCAACCAAGUCUUCUCAGCAGGUACGGUUUUAUUUCGAUAUUGGGAGAUGGCGCAUUAGAGAAGGCUCUUGGACUUAGUGGAAGUGACUUGGGAGGAUGGAAGGACCAACAUUCUGAGGUUCUGCGAGCGGGAAGCUCGACUUUUCAGGCAUAUAUUCUAAGGGCGGAAAUCCCUUAUUUGACAUCCUCAAAUUCUUUUACUUCCAAAGAACAAGCUUCUUCUCAGCUUGACCAUUCAGCUUAG